Messenger RNA from Fragaria vesca subsp. vesca, 1101 nucleotides. RefSeq names its product pectinesterase QRT1-like. Lineage: Eukaryota; Viridiplantae; Streptophyta; Magnoliopsida; Rosales; Rosaceae. The record is from RefSeq and is a predicted model, not a curated record. The transcript is spliced from 5 exons. Bases 1 to 1101 code for a protein of 366 amino acids. Gene Ontology annotation, molecular function: pectinesterase activity. Gene Ontology annotation, biological process: cell wall modification.
AUGGGAUUGGGUGUUUAUAGUGCUUCUGUUGCUGCUUGUGCUGGUUUAGUACUACUGCUUCUGUUGAGUGGUUUUCAGUUGGGUUUGUCACAAAGUGAAGCAUAUGCAAGGAGUUAUAUUAGCUGGGAUGAUUUGAAGGUUGAUGAGCAGAUGGUUAUCGGUUUGAACUCUAGAAAUGAACAGAAAAACGAGACGUCCGUCAUUGUUGUGGACAAGAAUGGAGGGGGAAAUUCUAUGACAGUUCAAGGAGCAGUUGACAUGGUUCCAGAUCACAACAAACAAAGAUACAAGAUAUACAUUCUUCCAGGAAUAUAUAGAGAGAAGGUGCGCAUACCAAUUACCAAACCAUACAUAUCAUUUAUAGGCAACCAGAAUCAAACUUCCGAGACUGUAAUUACAUGGAACGACAAGGCAUCUGAUAAGGACAGCAAUGGCUUUGAACUAGGAACGUACAGAACAGCAACUGUAGCCAUAGAGGCUGAUUACUUUUGUGCAACAGGGAUCACUUUCGAGAACAGUGUGGCUGCAGUGCCUGGAGGAUAUGGAAUGCAAGGAGUAGCUCUUCGAGUUGCUGGUGAUAAGGCCAUGUUCUAUAAAGUAAGGGUCUUGGGAGCACAAGACACACUAUUGGAUGAGAAUGGAUCACACUACUACUACCAAUCCCACAUCCAAGGAAGUGUGGACUUCAUAUUUGGCAAAUCAAGGUCACUCUACCAGGACUGUGUUAUCCAAUCAACAGCUAAGACCUAUGGAGCCAUUGCAGCUCAUCAUAGAGACUCAGCAAAUGAAGAUACAGGGUUCUCUUUCGUGAACUGCACAAUCAUCGGAACUGGAUAUAUCUACUUGGGAAGAGCUUGGGGAGCUUAUUCAAGAGUAAUAUAUUCCUACUGUGGUAUCGACAAUAUAAUAACUCCUCCGGGAUGGAGUGAUUGGAACAUCCCACCAAGACAGAGGACUGUGGAAUUCGGAGAAUACGAAUGCAGAGGCAAAGGAGCAGAUAAAAGAGGCAGGGUACCAUGGUUGAAGUCUUUCAGUCCUGCGGAGAUAGUCCCUUUUCUGGAUACCAAGUUCAUUUAUGGAGAGCAAUGGCUUAGACUAUAG